Molecule: messenger RNA, 736 nt
Organism: Nematolebias whitei (Rio pearlfish)
Lineage: Eukaryota; Metazoa; Chordata; Actinopteri; Cyprinodontiformes; Rivulidae
Gene: spa17
Product: sperm autoantigenic protein 17
Exons: 3
Coding region: 198-467 (89 amino acids)
Molecular function (GO): calmodulin binding
Source: RefSeq, a predicted model, not a curated record
CUCUUCCUCUCCCUCGCUCUGUGCGUGAGCGGCUGUUACUGAAGAUACAGCCACUGUUAGCGAGAGCCAGUGAGGCAUCUGUAUCACAUCGGAGACACAUUUAAAGAGCACUUUACCUGGCCUACGUCAAAAUUUAUCCACAAAAGUUAUCCUAAGUCAACUCAGCUGAAGACUAAAGUCAUCUCGGAGAGUAAGAAAUGGACUGUCACAAUGAGGAGUGCAGCCGGCCCCAGGAGGAGGAGGACAUCAUGGACAUCCCCCUGGAUGACCCCGAGGCUAACAGGGCUGCUGCCAAGAUCCAGGCGGGCUUUCGUGGCCACAUGACCCGUAAGAAGAUGAAGCCAGAGGACAAAACUGAAGGGGAGGAGGUGAGCAGCACUGGGGAUGUGCUCAACAGCCAGGGGGUCUCAGAGACAGGAAGAUCGGGGGCAGUAGGGAGAGACGACACAUCUGUGCCGGAACAGUGACGCCCCUGUCCUGACCUGGAUGGAAGGGAGGAGGAGGAGUUAAGGUAGUGGGAGAAGUUUGGCUUAAGCUGGUUGAGCUGGCUUUCAGGCACACCUUUUUGCACCCCCGCCCCCAACCUCAAGUCAUUUUCUUUCUUUCUUUUUUUAAACACAAAUUAUCUGUAGAAAAUGAACAGUUUUGAGGGUGUGUUAUGUGAUUUUUGUGAACUUUAACACUCCCGCUCUGCUUCUUCAGCAGCCUCAUCCGUGCGGAUGUGUUUGACCCAGAA